AUGCGCUGGGAAGUACCAGCCUCCGCUGACGCUCUUCUUGCCAGCAGUCCUGACUAUGAACGAGCACAGGAUUGGGUAGAAAAGAUUGCUUUAGCACUCGAGGCAAAGGAUCCUGAUGCCGCUGCAGACCUAUUCUCAGAUGACGCGCAUGCCUUCUCAUGGAUGACAUCCAUCGGAAAGCAUGACCAAUGCAUCAAGAACCUUAUAUCCACACCUACUCAUUUCAUCUGGCAGUGGGAGACAACAUAUGUCAUCGGGGUGCACACCCCAGUAACCGUCGAUUAUUCUGCCGUUUUGACGAGAGAUUUAAGGAACCCCGAGGAGAAUAAAGUCUCAGCAGUCCAAAUGUAUGGUGAUCUCAGCAAGCUUAUGCCUCUCAUUGCGGAUAAGCCAUUAGCUUGGCGCCCCAACGUUGUGACGCUCAAUUAG
Molecule: messenger RNA, 429 nt
Organism: Coprinopsis cinerea okayama7#130
Lineage: Eukaryota; Fungi; Basidiomycota; Agaricomycetes; Agaricales; Psathyrellaceae
Exons: 6
Coding region: 1-429 (142 amino acids)
Source: RefSeq, a predicted model, not a curated record